UUUGCUAGUAUUAAGUCAGCAUAAAAAUGUUUAAUUUGGUAAUAUAAAGAUAGCAUUUUGAAUCUUGUCAGUCAACAUAAAAAAGUUGUCAAUUUGUUACCUUUUUGUUAACAAAAAACCAAUUGCUAUUUGUCAACAAAGCGUUACAAAGUGUUAUCAAAAAGUUACCAUAAUGUUGUCAAAUUGUUACCAUAAAGUUAUCUUUUUGGAAUAUAAAAAAGUUAACUUUUUGCUGGACAUAAGUGCCUUUUUUCAUCGCAAAAUAAAAGCUAACAUUUUUUUUGUUAACUAUUCCGAUACGAAAAAGUUAAUAAUUGGCCACUUGGGUGGUAGUGGCAUUCUCGACCACAAGGCAGCGUCCGCUUAACUGACACUUUACUGAAAAUGAUAACAAACUGAAAUUUUCAACAAUUUCGACUUUACGAUAACUAUACAGACUCAACAAGGAAAAAUAGCCAUCAUUUUAAAAACAAUAACGGUCUAAUUCCGUCAAUAUGAUAUUGCAUAAAUAUAUAGAUUGAGUUACAUUAUUGUUAUUAUAAAUAUUUUUAUAACGUUUUGAGUUUUAAACUAUGCAAAAUAUGAUUCAUGUUAAAUGUCGACAAGAAUUCUAUCCAUUUACUAAAAUUAAAAGAUUUUUAAUACCUGAUGAAAAAGUACCAUGGCAUGUCAAAUUUUUAGACUAUAACCCAUCUUAUUAUACUUCUAAUAACGAAUAUAAUUUAGCGGAUAAAAAUAUUAAUGAUUCAUCAUUUAAGCCCGCAUGGAAUAUGAUGGACGGAAAUAUUAACAGAAAAAGCUUUAUGAAAUCUUAUGUUAUUGACGAUGAAGGAUAUCCAUUAAAUCCAGUUGGUCGUACAGGUAUUAAAGGUAGAGGCAUACUAAGAUAUUGGGGGCCUAACCAUGCUGCAGAUCCAAUAGUUACACGAUGGAAGCGUGAUAGAUUUGGAAAAAUUAUGUCCCAUGAAUUGAGUAGAAAAUGUAUUUUACAAUUCAUUGGAAUCGAAAGACGAGAUACGCGACAAUGGGCUAUACCUGGAGGUAUGGUAGAUCGAAACGAAGUUAUUUCGACAACUUUGAAAAGAGAAUUUAUGGAAGAAGCAUUGAAUACGUUAGAAAAGAAUUCAGAUGAAAUCGAAACUUUCAAAAGGUCAGUUGACCAGUUAUUUUUCGGCGGACAUAAAAUUUAUGAAGGAUAUGUUGAUGAUCCACGAAACACUGAUAAUUCUUGGAUAGAAACUAGUGCUUGCAAUUUUCAUGAUGAAAAUAAUACUGUUGUCGGCAAUCUUCCAUUUGAGGCUGGUGAUGAUGCAGCAAACGUUAAGUGGAUAGACAUUGAUAAAAACUUAGACUUAUAUGCUAGUCAUAUUCAAUUUCUUGAAUUAGUUUCUCAUAAACAUAAUGCACAUUGGUAAUAGAAAAAGCAAUACAUGUAUUCAAAUUUUUGUACGAUUUUAUUAUUUAAUUCAAUUAAUAAUUAUAUUAACCGUAUAAUGUUA
Microplitis demolitor is the source of this 1499-nucleotide messenger RNA. RefSeq names its product ADP-ribose pyrophosphatase, mitochondrial. The record is from RefSeq and is a predicted model, not a curated record. Gene Ontology annotation, molecular function: ADP-ribose diphosphatase activity. Bases 573 to 1415 code for a protein of 280 amino acids. The transcript has 2 exons. NCBI's taxonomy places the organism in Eukaryota, Metazoa, Arthropoda, Insecta, Hymenoptera, Braconidae.